Anolis sagrei ordinatus is the source of this 1082-nucleotide messenger RNA. Lineage: Eukaryota; Metazoa; Chordata; Lepidosauria; Squamata; Anolidae. The record is from RefSeq and is a predicted model, not a curated record.
AUGACCUUUCAUUGGGGGCGGCCGGGGUCGGAAGGAGACCCCCGGGAGCCCGGCAAGAGGAGCGGGGAGCUCUCCCCCGAAGAGCCUGCCCAGAGUGUGAGCCUGCUCCCAGACCCUGUGGCCGUGGAACUUCUCAAAGCCAAGGUGCAGGAAGCUGAAGACUUUACUUUCCUGUUUCGAGGAAUGACACUCCUGUUGCAAGAAAAGAAGCAACUGCAAGCAUCUCAUAAGACAGAAGUGGCCUGUCUCAAGGCUGAGAUUCAGUGGCUGCAGCAGGAGCUCCAACAGCAAGCCCAAGUGCCCCGGGAGGUGGCCCGGCUGAAGGCCGAGAAUCAGCGUCUGCAGCAAGAGCUUCAGGAGGCCAAGAGAGGCCAGAGGACAGGACACCUACCUUUUAGGCUUCCAUGGUCUAAAACAGAUUUCCAUAUCCAGGUGCUUGUCACUGGGAAGACUGGUAACUGUGAAGCACAGUUCUUAAAGAAGCUCUCUGACCAUCUUUCUGAUCAUCGUAUUAACCUCAAGACGGAGAAGUACCGAGAGGUCUCUGGUCACUUCCUGCUGGUCUUCUGCCCGGUGGCUUCCUCAGUGGGCAGCGACAUGACCAACGCUCUCAAGGGUCUCGGCAGUGAGCCGAAGGCCAUCUUGGUGAUGCUGCAUCACAAACUGAAGGAGAGCACCUCCCCCGUGGACACCAAGAAGCAGGCGCAUCACCCGGCUGUGGUGCGCACCCUCCAUGCUCGCUACACUCUCGAAAGUGGCUUCUACACUUGCCCGAUGAACGAGGAGGCCGUGGCUGUUGUGGCCGAAGUCCUUAAAGACCACUGCUAAUGGGUGAAGGGGGUCUCUGAAACUCUUGGCCCUACAAUGGAAUCGUGAGACUGGGAGAAAGGCAAAAGGAAAGGAUCAGGAGGCUGAUAUUCCUGUUGGCAUUGUUAUUACAGUUCACUCUCUGCACCCACAGUUUCCGGGUCUUAAAACAGCUAUAUCUAUUCAAGGAUCUACGAGGGUUGAAUGAAAAGUAAUGCCUCCACUUUCGUUACUUGGGUUUGGAUGGGAAUAUUUUAAUAAAUCAAACGCAGAAA